Messenger RNA from Frieseomelitta varia, 2106 nucleotides. Its product is annotated as PX domain-containing protein kinase-like protein. Gene Ontology annotation, cellular component: extrinsic component of endosome membrane; late endosome; early endosome. Gene Ontology annotation, molecular function: ATP binding; actin binding; protein kinase activity. The record is from RefSeq and is a predicted model, not a curated record. The coding region runs from base 304 to 2052 and encodes 582 amino acids. The transcript is spliced from 8 exons. NCBI's taxonomy places the organism in Eukaryota, Metazoa, Arthropoda, Insecta, Hymenoptera, Apidae. Gene Ontology annotation, biological process: protein phosphorylation; protein targeting to lysosome; endosome to lysosome transport.
UCCGGUCGCGUGGUAUCACUGUGAAUCGCACUGUGGAUAAUAAAAUGGUGAAAGACGAUGGGUGUUAAGUUUCUGAGAGGAGAGGAAAGUCCGAUAAAUUUUGCCUGUUAAUCAAAGUGUUAAGGGGACAUCGACAACGGUGCGUCUUUCUCGGUGGUGUCGAACAAUUCGCAAGUGUAAAACACGUUUACUAAUGUUGAAAUGAAUCGGAAUUGCGUCAUGUAUGGCGACUUACGAAAACUAUGCGAUAGACACAAGCAGCUCGCCCCGUACGGGCCCUGCACUACGUCGGACUAAUGAUCAAUGGCUUUGUUUGAGAAGCGAUACACGAAUAAAGUGCUGCUAGAUGAUACAGAAAAGCUGACGAGCAUCAUUGAAAAUGCAAGAACAAUCGACGGACACACGGAGUAUGUGAUUAAAACACAAAGAGGUCCAAUUCCAGAGAAAUCUUGGAGAGUUAGCAGACGCUACAAUGACUUCGUACAGCUUAAUGCAGCUCUAUCAAUAUCAGGUAUUGACCUGGCUUUUCCUCCAAAGAAAAUUAUUGGUAAUAUGGAACCAGACUUCAUAGCUCUACGUCAAAUAGCCCUACAGAAUUACCUAAACAAUAUACUAAUGAAUCCUAUAUUGGCAUCGUCGCUUCCCAUGAAAAAAUUUCUAGAUCCGGAUAAUUACACAGCACCGUUACAUGAAAUAGCUUUGCAACAGGUAUCACUAGCUUUACGUAGCGAUGCAAAUUUCGAAGUUUGUAAGGCCAUUCCUGAUAUGGGAUGGAGGUUGAGAAAGCAUUAUUACACUGUAAAAAAUCGCCAAAAUCCCAAGCAAGAGUUGCUACUCACGUGGGUAGAAUUUGGUCCAGACAAACACUUGCAAGAUAAAGAUAUGCAAGGCGUUUUCAAAAGUUUAGGGACAUUGAGACAUAAUUAUAUAGAACCAAUCGUUUAUCAACAUGUAACCGAAAACGGAGCUUUAAUGAUAAGAAAUUUUUAUCCAAUGGGUACAUUACGUGACAUUUUGUGCGUUACUAAACCUAAACAACCAUUCAUAAAGAAAUAUGGAAAUCCAAAACAAACUAAAUCAUUAUCAGUGCCUGAAAUUGCUAUGUAUGGUUACCAGAUUUUGGAAGCUUUAGGAUUUCUUCAUGAAAAAGGCUUACCAUAUGGACAUUUACAUACAGGAAAUAUUCUUUUAACACAGAAAUGUGCAAAAUUGUUGGAUAUAGAAAAUGGUCUCUUAGGUUUACCAGCGUUCUAUCGGCCUUAUGUUGUACAAAGACGUAAACUUCACGCUACGACUCAAGUAGAUAUUUAUUCGUUUGGACAUGUCUUGUACGAAAUGGCAUUUGGACGACCGCUGUUAGAAGCAACGUGUUCGGAAUUACCUUACUGCGAAGCAACCCUGAAAAGUCUGUUGGAGGUGAUACUUUCACCAGAAGCCCUAAAACAGGAUUUACCAACGGUGUCGCACCUAUUAGAACAUCCGUUCUUUGAGUCAACAAAACAUGCUGCAUUAGCUGUUGGGUCCAUGGAAAGACCACAUUUCAAAUUAAGUAGUCAUUUGAAGGAGGCCCUACAGGAAGCAGUGAAUAAAGCAGAACAAAGAUUAAAAGACGAACAAAAAGUGGCGAGACAUCAAAAGAGGCUUGUCAAAGUUCAAGAAAUGAUGAGCUCCGAAGAAGAGAUGAAAAAACGAAAACAGAAACUGAAAGAACAAAAAUUGGCCCAAGAACAACGUUCGGCAAAUCAAUUGAGCGCGAAUGGAAUGAAACACAUAAACGGCAAGAGCCCGGAGCGCUCGGAUAGUCCUACAAGUACUUCUACGGCGACUAGUGUUGGAACAUUAACACCACCAUCGCUGCGUUCUGUAGAUGUGCCGCAAGAUGAUGGAGUUCCUGCUAAGAGUACUGUACCACCACCUCCAUUACAAAUGCCACCACCUGUUGAUGUGACAAGUAAUCUCUCAAAGUUGACCAACGAACGAGCUGCUCUACUAGGAAGUAUUUGUAAUUUCAAUAAAACUAGUCUUCGUAAAGUUGCCAAUGAAUAUCAUUGAAUUGAUAAAGUUAUAUAAUUGAAAGAAAAUAGCGCUGAACGAUCAUACUAGUUU